This is a messenger RNA of Camellia sinensis, 2073 nucleotides long. Its product is annotated as UDP-glycosyltransferase 73C4-like. Lineage: Eukaryota; Viridiplantae; Streptophyta; Magnoliopsida; Ericales; Theaceae. The record is from RefSeq and is a predicted model, not a curated record. Gene Ontology annotation, molecular function: UDP-glucosyltransferase activity.
AUUAAAAUUAAAUUCCUACAGGUAGAUUCCGCUAAGGCAACCUUUGCUCCGCCAGGUCUUCCCAAUCCCAAUCACAACAUCGAAUUCACAAGGCUUAAGGCGCAAAGCUGGCUUACCACUGAACCUAAAGGAGCCAAAGUUUUUGAAGCCAUUGUAGAUGCCGAGUUGAAGAGCCAUGGAGUUAUAAUCAACAGUUAUUACGACUUGGAAGCCCCUUAUCCCGAGUAUUUCAAGAACGAUAUGGGAAGAAAGCUAUGGCUCGUUGGACCGGUUUAUCUCUUCAACAAAAACUACGAAGAAAAGGCCCAGAGAGGCGAAAACAACUCCAUUGAUGGAGCUACGAUUUUGAACUGGCUCGAUUCCAAAGAGCCUAAGUCAGUUCUUUAUGUUAGUUUCGAGAGCCAAGUUCGCAUGGCUCCCGAACAGUUCUUCGUGCUCGCUGAAACUCUAGAAGCUUCUGGCCACUCGUUUAUUUGGGUGGCCAGAUAUAUGCCAGAGAGCGGCGAGCACGAAGAAGGCAGUGGAAGGAGAGUGCUUCCAGAUGGAUUUGAGGAGAGGAUGACGAAAUCGGGAAAAGGGUUGAUAGUGAGGAGUUGGGCCCCACAAUUGCUGAUUUUGGAACAUCGUGCUGUGGGAGGGUUCAUGACUCACUGUGGGUGGAACUCGACGGUGGAGGGAAUAUGUGCUUGUCUUCCGAUGAUUACGUGGCCGUUAGCAGUAGAGCAAUUCUAUAUUGAGAGUUUGGUGGUGGAUGUGUUGAAGACGGGGAUUUGGGUGGGGAACGAGGAGUGGAUGUAUGUUAGUUUCGAGAGCCAAGUUCGCAUGGCUCCCGAACAGUUCUUCGUGCUCGCUGAAGCUCUAGAAGCUUCUGGCCACUCGUUUAUUUGGAUGGCCAGAUAUAUGCCAGAGAGCGGCGAGCACGAAGAAGGCAGUGGAAGGAGAGUGCUUCCAAAGGGAUUUGAGGAGAGGAUGACGAAAUCGGGGAAAGGGUUGAUAGUGAGGAGUUGGGCCGCACAAUUGCUGAUUUUGGAACAUCGUGCUGUGGGAGGGUUCAUGACUCACUGUGGGUGGAACUCGACGGUGGAGGGAAUAUGUGCUUGUCUUCCGAUGAUUACGUGGCCGUUAGCAGUAGAGCAAUUCUAUAUUGAGAGUUUGGUGGUGGAUGUGUUGAAGACGGGGAUUUGGGUGGGGAACGAGGAGUGGAUGUCGUUGCAUUGGGAACCCAAGGUGACGGUCACGAGAGAGAAGGUGGAGACGGCGGUGAAACGACUGAUGGGUGGUGGUGGGGAGGUGGAGGAGAUGAGGAGGAGGGCAAGAGAGUUGAGUGAAAAGGCUAAGAAAGCUGUUGAACCAGAUGGGUCGUCUGAUGCUGAUGUUGUUGGUUUGAUCAAUGAGCUCAAAUCCCGCCGUAAAUGAUGAACCUUGGAUCCAUGUUACCAGCUUCUUCUGAUGUAACAAUUGUUGGGUUCUUCUUGUUAUGUGUAACUUUAGUAUUAUUAUCAUAGAUGUUUUAAUGACAUGUUUUUAAUAAAAAUAAGGCAACUUUUUGUCAAUCUCAAUCUGCCAGUCAAAAGGGUAAAGGAUACAUAAAAUAUAGGGUUAAUUAUAUUUUUUGUUCUUAAAACGUUAGUGUCAUUUUAGUUUUCAAUUUUUAAAUUUAUGUGCAUCUCAAUAGUUUAAUUAACAAAAUCAACUGGAAUUUUUUUUUUUUUUUUUUUUUCAAUCAACUUUAGUUAUUGAAGUACGCUUCUUUUUGCCCAACAGAAAAUGCAUUCAUAGUUUGAUGGUUAAUCAAUUUUAAGCCUUUUAUCAUUUUAGUUUCAAUAUUUAUACAUUGGGUACUAAAUUGAUACAAUUUAAAUAUUGAGAAUCAAAUUGAAAUAUCAAAUUAACACAAUUUGAACAUAGGAGACGAAAAUCCUAUCUCGGGGACAAAAAAUAUAAUUAACCCUAGUUUGAUUUGCUGUGUUUUUUGUGCUCUAUGGUGUUAUGUAGUCACCAAGUCACCAACAACCAUGUGAGUCUUUUGGAUUCUGUUUAAAGCCUUCCUUGCCUGAGAAGAUAAAAGAAAGA